AUGCGUCUGUCCCCUGCGUGGUACCAGUUCCUGGUCGGCGUCUUCGCCUCUCUUGGAUCGUUCCUCUAUGGAUAUGACUUGGGUGUUAUCGCCGAAGUGAUUAUUUGUCAAUCAUUCACGUCGAAGUUUGCCCCCGAUGACACACAGAAAGGAUUGGUAGUGUCUCUGUUCACAGCCGGAGCAUGCGUUGGCGCCGGCAUGGGCGGUCCUGUCGGUGACUUCGUAGGUCGACGACGGACCAUUUCACUGGGAUGUCUGGUAUUCUGUCUUGGAGGUGGUCUGCAGACCGGUGCACAGUCCAUCGCAUACUUGUACAGUGGACGAUUCCUUGCUGGAUUCGGUGUCGGCUUCCUCACUAUGAUGAUUCCCCUAUAUCAGGCCGAGAUCUGCCACCCCAGCAUUCGUGGCCGAGUCACAGCUCUGCAGCAGUUCAUGCUGGGAGUUGGAGCGCUGUGUGCUACCUGGAUCGGCUAUGGCACAUACACCGGUAUCUCUCCAGACAACCACGCACAAUGGCAAGUGCCUCUGGGUAUCCAAAUUGCGCCUGCUGUGUUCCUGGGUUUAUUGAUAUCUUUCUUCCCCGAGUCGCCUCGUUGGCUCAUCGAUCACAACCGUGCUGAAGAGGGCUUGCGUACAUUGGCUCAGUUGCACGCUCAUGGCGAUGAGAAUGACGCUUGGGUGCAAGCGGAAUAUGCCCAAAUCCAGGAAAGCAUCACUUUCGAACACGAGAACGAGGCCAAGUCGUAUCUGGACCUGUUCACCCACCGCUCUUCUUUCCGUCGAUUGUUCCUUUGCUGCGCUCUGCAGGCUUCCGUUCAGAUGACCGGUGUUUCAGCAAUCCAAUACUACUCACCCGAGAUCUACGGCCAGAUUGGAAUCUCCAGCGAAGAUACCCUGAAGUACCAAGCUAUCAACUCGAUUAUCGCACUGAUCGCGCAGUUCCUCUGUAUGAUGUUCAUUGAUCGCUUCGGUCGACGCUGGACGCUGAUCACAGGAAACCUUGGCAACAUGGUCACCUUCAUUGUGGCGACUGUUUUGCUUGCCAAAUUCCCACCAGAAACCAACAACCAAGGUGCCCACUGGGGCUUCAUUAUCAUGACCUGGCUGUACAACUUCUCCUUCUCUGCAACCUGUGGCCCGCUGUCCUGGAUCAUUCCAGCCGAGGUGUUCGAUACCCGUACGCGUGCAAAGGGUGUUUCGCUCGCGACCAUGCUUUCAUUCGCCUUCAACACGAUGAUUGGUCAGGUCACCCCGAUUGCGAUGACGAAUAUUGGGUAUCGGUUCUACUUCGUGUUUGUCAUUUGUAACUUUACCAAUGCGGUGUUCUUCUGGCUUCUGCUCCCGGAAACCAAGCAGGUGCCUCUUGAGGAGAUGAACCAGAUUUUCACCAACUCGCCGUGGAUUGUGCCUGGAACCCGCAGGGAACAGUAUCUGACUCACGAUUUGGAGCACAGGGUCGAGGAGCAGGAAGUAAAGCAGGGCUCUAAGCAUCUUGAGUAG
Molecule: messenger RNA, 1500 nt
Organism: Penicillium brevicompactum
Lineage: Eukaryota; Fungi; Ascomycota; Eurotiomycetes; Eurotiales; Aspergillaceae
Product: sugar porter family MFS transporter
Exons: 7
Coding region: 1-1500 (499 amino acids)
Biological process (GO): carbohydrate transport; transmembrane transport
Cellular component (GO): membrane
Molecular function (GO): carbohydrate:proton symporter activity
Source: RefSeq, a predicted model, not a curated record